Messenger RNA from Penicillium alfredii, 1113 nucleotides. RefSeq names its product Pkinase-domain-containing protein. The record is from RefSeq and is a predicted model, not a curated record. The coding region runs from base 1 to 1113 and encodes 370 amino acids. Gene Ontology annotation, biological process: protein phosphorylation. Gene Ontology annotation, molecular function: protein kinase activity; ATP binding. The transcript is spliced from 2 exons. Lineage: Eukaryota; Fungi; Ascomycota; Eurotiomycetes; Eurotiales; Aspergillaceae.
AUGAGUCCCUUCUGUUUUCAACUGAUAUUAUGGGCGCUCUAUUCCUUGAUUAUUCCUCAGAUCUCCUCUGUUCCAGUCCCCGAAGACCUCCACACGCAAGACUUUAACCCUGGAACGACGCCUACACCACGAAGCCUCGCCGUUCCUCAUUUACUUGAGAGUCGUGCCUCUACCUCGCCACCUCAUGGAUGUUUUCGAGAGGGAAAACAAAUCAACCCGAAGGGGAAAGGCAAAUACGCAUAUGCUAUCUUCAAUAAUUACAACCAAAAAUAUGCGAAAGUGUUUAUCAAGCGCAAAUUAGGGGAGGGGGGCCAAGGCGAGAUCUGGGACGCAGAACUCGAGUACCUCAGCCUGCCACAGGACAGGCCCUGGGGGGUUCAACCCAAUGACCCACAGCCCGUUGUGGUCAAAACAGCACCGGGAGGGUCUUUGUUAGACACAUCAGACCUUCAACAAUUGAUCGACAGCCGCUUUGUUAUGAGGUUCAAGGAGCGUUUCUGGUCACCACGCGUCAUGGAAUCGGUCCUCGUGAUGCCAAAAGGCAGGAUUGAUUUGAUGGACGCCCUAAACGACAACAUGAGAAUCAAUGUCCCGCGUAUAAUACAAGGGGCUGGAUUGGGAUUAUUAGCUGCCCAUGCCAAAAGAAUCGUCCAUCGGGAUAUUAAGCCCGAGAACAUUCUGUUGUGGCGACACGGUGUGUGGGUGAUCGAUUGGGAUUGGGCUAAAAUGAUGGAUGAUGGAAUUACCACAUCCACCGAACUCACGGGAUCACCAGACUACCAGAGUCCAGAGGCCCGAGACGGCGAAUAUGAUGUCUACAAAAAUGAUGUUUGGGGAUUAGCCAAGACAUAUCUGACAGCCGAUCAAUGGCACAAAUUGGGAAAUCAGCAUUAUCAUGACUGGUUGACGGAGGAACUACAGCGGCCUAAGACAUACAAGGACACCGACUCCUUUUUGGAAGGCCAGUUCUCCGAAAGAGUGUUGUCCAAAGCUAAGAGGAGGGUGAUGGCAAAAGGCUUAUGCCAACAAGGUUCAAGAUUCCCACUACAGAGAUGGAUAGAGGAGUUCGAAAAGGCCGAAAACCUCGGACCUCCUGAAGAGGAGACGAACUAA